Molecule: messenger RNA, 1154 nt
Organism: Podarcis raffonei (Aeolian wall lizard)
Lineage: Eukaryota; Metazoa; Chordata; Lepidosauria; Squamata; Lacertidae
Product: zinc finger and SCAN domain-containing protein 31-like
Exons: 4
Coding region: 417-1139 (240 amino acids)
Source: RefSeq, a predicted model, not a curated record
CUGCAAACCCCUUUUGCCUGCAACCUCUUCCUCCAGUUUCUGGCCAAGGGAGGGAGCGGAUCACAGACCAACCAAGAGCGUCCCCUCAAAAUGAGCAUCUCUGGGAUUCUGCAAUGCAGGAGAGAAAAGGCAGAGAGGACUGAGCAGGGUGGACUCGGCUUUGCAAGGGUUAAAGGGAACUGAGCUGCAUUCCUAGAGAGGACAGGAAGUAAAGGGGGGCCAGGUCCUCCAGAGGAAAAGCCCCUCCCUCCCCUUCCUGCAAGCGGGGGGGGGGGUUGCUUUCCUCUGCUGCAAAUGCUGCAUUGUUCUCUUCCACGGGAAUCUGGAUUUGCUAGAGCUUCUCAUUCAGACUGACAGAACUUGGCAGAAGACCAAAGGGUUCCUUCCCAUCUCUCAGAGGCUUCCUGAGAGCACAGAUGGAUGAGCGAGACACAGCUGGCCCUGAAGCAGGAAGAGGCCAUGUCAUCCAAACUGGGAGCAGUGGGGGAUUCUUGGAAAACUCUGUGCAGAAGAUCCUGGGUGAGGAGGAUACCCACUCCUCAGAGGUGCAGAGCCAGCAGUUGAGGCAGUUCUGCUUCCAGGAGGCCAAAGGACCCCGAGAGGUUUGCAGCCGACUCUACCACCUUGAUCAUCAGUGGCUGAAGCCAGAAAGGCACACAAAAGCUGAGAUGGUGGACCUGGUGAUCUUGGAGCAGUUCCUGGCUGUCCUUCCACCAGAGAUGCAGAGCUGGGUGAGGGACUGUGGAGCGGAGACCAGUUCCCAGGCGGUGGCCCUGGCCAAAGGUUUCCUCCUGAGUCAGGCAGAGGAGAGAGAGCAGGCAGAGAGAAAGCAGAAAAGGGAUCAUUUUGCAGAAAUGGACCUGGAUUCCUGUGAGGCAGAGAGGCCUCCGUUGGACACCAGAGAGAGGCCACUGGGUGAAAGAAUGAUGCCAGCAAGACCUCCUGAUCUGCCUUUUCAUGGGAGCAGAAGGGAAGCAGCGGCUGUGGAACCAGAUCAGGUCAGGGGCAGCUGCCUUGUGGGGACAGAGACCGAGGGAUGGAGCAAUGUCAUGGACUGGUUGGGCACAGAGGAAUGGUGGGAGGAAGCAGCCGGGGAACCAGGAAGGGAAGACGGCUCAGAGCCGAAGGAGUGGAGGUAGAGGAAGGAUGGGCGG